Molecule: messenger RNA, 2445 nt
Organism: Nycticebus coucang (slow loris)
Lineage: Eukaryota; Metazoa; Chordata; Mammalia; Primates; Lorisidae
Gene: LYSMD3
Product: LysM domain containing 3
Exons: 3
Coding region: 172-1095 (307 amino acids)
Biological process (GO): Golgi organization
Cellular component (GO): Golgi apparatus
Source: RefSeq, a predicted model, not a curated record
GCACGGCAGGUUUGCGGACGUGGCGGCGGCGUUGGCGGCGGUGGAGGUGGAUAGGGGCAACCGAAAACGGAGGCUCGGCUAUGAACUUGCCGGGGACAUCAGCAGUGGCGGUAGAUCUGGUAGCUGUCUCCUUUCUACGGGCCCCCUGCUAACGGGACAGGCUUUACCAUUAUGGCAGGAAGGCAUCAGAAUCAUAGUUUUCCUCUUCCAGGAGUUCAGUUGAGUGGUCAAAUACAUGCAUUUGGAAAUUGUAUGGACAGCGAUACCUUGGAAGAGGAUGCUGAAGUAUAUGAGCUUCGAUCCAGAGGAAGAGAGAAAGUCAGAAGAAGUACAUCGAGAGAUAGACUCGAUGACAUUAUUGUAUUGACGAAAGAUAUACAAGAAGGAGAUACUUUAAAUGCAAUAGCCCUUCAGUACUGUUGUACGGUAGCAGAUAUCAAGAGGGUUAACAAUCUCAUCAGCGAUCAAGACUUUUUUGCUCUUAGAUCCAUCAAAAUUCCAGUAAAAAAGUUUAGUUCCUUGACUGAAACACUUUGUCCUCCAAAAGGAAGACAGGCUUCACGUCAUUCAUCUCUUCUGUACUCUCCAGAACAACAGGAAAUUUUGCCAGCUAAUGAUUCCUUUUCUUCCAGUGAGUCAGCUGGUAGCUUUUUAAAAGAAGUAGACCGAGACAUAGAACAAAUAGUAAAGUGUACAGACAACAAGAGAGAGAACCUUGAUGAGGUGGUGUCUGCCUUGACAGCACAGCAAGUACGUUUUGAACCUGAUAACAAAAACACUCCACAACGUAAGGAUCCGUACUAUGGAGCAGACUGGGGAAUAGGGUGGUGGGCAGCUGUGGUGAUAAUGCUGAUAGUAGGCAUAAUAACGCCUGUAUUUUACUUGCUGUAUUAUGAAAUUUUAGCUAGAGUGGAUGUUAGUCACCAUUCCACAGUGGACUCUUCACAUUUACAUUCAGGGAUCACACCCCCAUCCCAGCAGAGAGAAGUGGAAAAUGGAAUUGCUCCAACUAAAGGAAUACCCUUUAGCCAACAAGAGGAUCAUAAACUCUACCGUCAAGAUUCUCAGCCACUUCCUGCUCAACACAAAACAUAGCAGUGAGCUCCUGAUCACAGAGUUCAUGGUCGCCUGUGUGUAUCUGCAUUGUGGUAAAUCACUUGUAUCCGGUAACCACUGCAAAGGCAGAAUUUAGGGAGAUUGAAGAUGCUUUUCACACCUUUAAAGAUUUUUUUGAGCCAUUUAACAAGUAUUGUGUAUAAAAAUCUCUACAUUUUCUGCUUGAUAUUAAGAGCAGUCAUUUCAUGAAUGUGGUUUAUUAAUGCUUAAAGCAGAAAUGAAUUUAAAUGUGUGUUUAGGGAGUUCUUGGAAGACGUAUCAUUUUUCUUAAGACUAGUUACGUUGAAAUUAUUUUUUAAAGAUUUUAGUUUAAGGUUAUUAAGAUUAAAUUUACAAAGCAGAAGAAUAACAUCAGAUGUCUGCAACUGAACAAAAUUUACUGUGAACCACCAAAAUACUUAGUUGAAAAAAAGUUUGAUUCUAAAAUUCCUUAUGAUAGCACAUACUUAACCCACCAUUUUGAAAGUGUUAGUACGUGCUGUGAAAGCAUAAGUAAAAACAGAAAUUGGAACAUAAUAGAUAAUUUCUGAAAUAGAGGCUCAGAAAUAGAUUGAUUUUAAGUUCCCCAGAUAACAUGUUGUUGGGAAGGUGCUGUCUGGUCAUGAGAACACUGGAACAGGUCAAGAUCUAAAGGUAGUUUUUGUGUCUUAAAGAAAGCUUUAAGAUAGACCUUUUUUAAAACCUCACUUCUGCUUCCGUUUUUAAAGUGAUUAUAUUUGCCUCUGAUAUUUGAAAGCACUUUUAUAGUUUGAUAAAAAGUGUUACACAGAUUAGCAUUAUUUAGGGGAUAAUUCCUUAAAUACUGUGAUAAAUCCUUGCUGUGUUACAUAUAGUAACAUGCCUUAAUUACAUUUAAUGCCUUAUAAUAUUACUUCUUGUAAGUAAAUAUAAGUUUUAAAGUUAAGCACUAUUUCAGAUGGUCUAGUUAGACUCACGCCAGUCUGUAUCACUUCAUCUCCACCUUCACUAUCAAGCACAAGUUACUUGGGUCAAAAACAAAUCUUUAUUGUCUGCCUCUGAGGUCUAUAGAAGAAAAUGGUUCAUUGAGCAAAAAUAGGGGAAGCUUAGACUUUUUUUUUCCUGUUAUACCAUCAAAUUGGGGAAACAGAAGCCAUAGGAGGUGUGGAUUGUUGGAAGGGCUUGCUAGUACCACAGUUUAAGAUCUGUUAAGUCAGCCAGAGUCUGGCUAAAUAAGCAUUUCCAUACUCAGUCCAUCGUUUAAUUUUUAAAAGUAAGUGUUUUUAAAGUGUAACCAAAAUGAUUCAAUAGAAAUGAGAUUUGGUGGAGUCUGGAAUGUUUUGUACAUAAUAAAGUACAUACUUUAAGAUA